AUGUUGCAGGCACCUGAUCGUCGUAGGCGACUUCGUGCUAUGCAAAUGUAUGGUUCAGGUCUUGUUGCUUUAGACCUAGACCCAGCCAUGAACAGGCAGCUGUUGGCUUUGGUGUCGCCUUAUAUUACCAGGCAGGACACUGUUAUGCGGGAAGCCAUCAGCGCUGAACAGAGGCUAGUUGCCACCUUACGGUAUCUGGCAACUGGGAGAAGCUUGCAGGACUUAAAGUUCUCGACGGGCAUCUCCCCCCAGGCUCUGGGCCUCAUAAUCCCAGAUACCUGUUCUGCCAUCAUCCAGGUUCUGCAGGAUGACUAUAUGAGGCUUCCGUCCACGCCACAGGAAUGGCAGACUGUGGCAGCGGAGUUUGAGACGCGUUGGAACUUCCCCAACUGCGGGGGAGCCAUCGACGGAAAGCACGUCCGCAUCGUGCCUCCACCCCGUUCUGGUUCUGAGUUCUACAAUUAUAAGGGGUUCAACAGUAUUGUGCUGAUGGCGGUGGUGUCAGCACAGUACGAAUUUCUGUACGUUGAUGUGGGCAAGAACGGCCGGAUGUCGGAUGGGGGAGCUUUCAGGCAGACUGAGUUCGGGGAACGACUCCAAGACGAAGAUCUUGCAUUGCCACCGGAUGCGGACAACGUGGAAGGACUCCCCUUCGUCUUCUUGGCUGAUGAAGCUUUUGGCCUGGGACCCCAUCUAAUGAGGCCAUUCCCCCAGCCUGCCUCAUCAUUUUACAUAAUGUACUACAUGUAG
Rana temporaria (common frog) is the source of this 750-nucleotide messenger RNA. RefSeq lists its product as uncharacterized. The record is from RefSeq and is a predicted model, not a curated record. Lineage: Eukaryota; Metazoa; Chordata; Amphibia; Anura; Ranidae. Bases 1 to 750 code for a protein of 249 amino acids. The transcript is spliced from 4 exons.